Molecule: messenger RNA, 1145 nt
Organism: Abrus precatorius (Indian licorice)
Lineage: Eukaryota; Viridiplantae; Streptophyta; Magnoliopsida; Fabales; Fabaceae
Product: transmembrane protein 45B
Exons: 1
Coding region: 79-960 (293 amino acids)
Source: RefSeq, a predicted model, not a curated record
UAUUUGCUAUGGCUUCAUACACUUAAAUAAUGGAAUUGAGCUCAAAAAUGGUUGUCUUCUGAAGAAAAAGAAAUUGCCAUGGGCUCUUUUAUAGGACACGCAGUGCAAGGGUCAGCAUUAGCGCUUCUUGGACUAUGGCACGCCAUCAACACCAUCAGAUCUUACCUUGUGAAGGGCCCUGCCAACUUCACUAUAAGAUUCUGGUACCAUUUUAAUACCACACAACCAAGACUUAAACACUUGGAGCUUGUUUCCAUUCUAUCCUUUUCCAUCCUUGCAAUUUUCAUGCAAGUUAUAGAUUUCCCUCAUUUCCACUAUGCUUUUAAGCUCGAUAACUUUGAGCAUGCAACUAUGUUCAUACACCUUGCUUUGUUUGCUGGUUUCUCCCUCUCCACUGAGUUGACUGAUUCAGUUGAUCUCUUUUCUGGGUUUGUGGGGAUACUUGCAUCCUCAGUGUUUAGUCAAGAGCUAUUCCUACUUCAUUUUCAUUCCACAGACCAUGUUGGACUUGAAGGCCAUUACCACUGGUUGCUGCAGCUCAUAGUACUUGUCUCACUUGUGGCAGCUUUGGCUGCUACUAUUUUUCCUAACAAUUUCAAUGCAGCUCUUGUACUUUCUAUUUCAGUUAUCUUCCAAGGAUGUUGGUUUAUAAACAUGGGGUUUAUGCUAUGGGUUCCUGCCUUUGUUCCUGAAGGGUGUUUGAUGAAUAUGGCCAAGGCCACUGGCCAUGAAAUCCUUGGAGCAGUUACUUGUGGCUCCAAAGAAGCUGAUUUUCGGGCUAGAGGAUUAGCCAAUUUACAAUUCAGUUGGAUCCUUUCUGCAAUUCUGAUAUUUGCAGGAAUCAUUUGCUUGAAACUGGCUAGAAAAUGUACCAUUAUAGACCGGUUGGAAUAUGAGAGAAUUCAAAGUAAAGGUGUAGACUCAGCUAUGGCCAAUGAAGGUUUAAAGCAGGCCAGAUAAUUUACCAGAGUUUGUUAAACAGGCCAAAUGCUUGCAUUUUUAAGGUCUUGAUUGUAUGCAACAGACCUGAGAUUAUGCAAUCAAUAAACUACAGUGUAUUUUAUACUAAAGCAGGUUUAAAUAGAUGUAUUCAACGAUAUGUUGAGUUUUAUAAACUGUUAGGAAAUCUUAAGCAAAACUAUCAG